Molecule: messenger RNA, 6762 nt
Organism: Brenthis ino (lesser marbled fritillary)
Lineage: Eukaryota; Metazoa; Arthropoda; Insecta; Lepidoptera; Nymphalidae
Source: the annotation of a GenBank genome assembly
AUGGAGGAAUCUGAAGACAAUCUGAGUUCAGAGGAUAUCAAAUAUGAAGAUAGCCAAUCGAAUGUCAAAGUUAAACCAAAAAAGCGGUCACUUGUAGAAAGGGAGUUGGAAACUAAUUUAACUGCAAGAGUCACAUCUCCUAUAACUAACAGAGAUGCAGCAAGUACAAGCCGCUAUGGCAGAGCCCGCAGAAUAAAAAUGGAUUCUGACUCAACCGAAACAAUACCGAGAUCUGUCAAAUCUCCUAAAUUACCAAAAUCGCCAAGUAAAGUCCAAUCUCCCGCAUACAAAAUGCAUGCCUCUAAUUCCCCUAUUAGAGUUGAGACUCCAAAGCAAAUUGAAUAUUCAUUAGAAAAUCAAAUUGAAACAAUUUAUAAUGAGAAUAUAUCCUUGAGCCGUUUUGGUUCUGAAGAAAAGAAGUGCCUAUCAACCAGUAAAUAUCCUAAAGUGUACAUUCGAAAAGACCUAAUACAAACAAAGGAUAAAGACCCUGAUGACACUGUUGUUUUAAUAAAAAACAUGUUUUCACCUAGUAAUAGUGGCAAAAAAACUAACAAUUUUAACUUAGAACAUUCUUCAGAAAAGUAUAAUAUGAAUAAAAGCAAACAAUCAUUAAAUGGAUACACCAAAACACCAUCUGUUGUGAAAACUUUAGAUUUUGAUGGAAAUAAAAAGAAAAGGAAUAUUGAAAGAAAGGUAGUUUUGUCUAAAAAUGAGUUAUUUGAGUUAGAAGCCAAGUGUGAAUACCAAGUUGGGGACUUGGCGUGGGCUAGAAUGGGAACCUAUCCAUUCUGGCCAUGUAUCAUAACAAGAGAUCCAUUGAGCGGGAUGUAUGUUAAAAAGAAAUUAUUUGGUCGGAUUGAACGUGAUGUAUUGCAUGUGACAUUCUUUGGGGAUAACGGGCGUCGCGGCUGGAUCGUGGACAGUAUGCUCAGGAAGUUUCAUGGUCAACUGGAAUUUGAAACGGCUAGGGUGAAUUUUACUCCAGAGGCUAAGAAAAAAGACCCCAGACUGUAUGCAGCAUAUUUUAUAUCAGAUAAAAAAUUGUCUCAAUGGCAAAUAUCAGUUGAAGAAGCAGAAAUGUUACUGAGAGAACCUAAACGACUCAGAAUAGAGAUCCUAAAUGAUAUGUUAGAAAAGUCAAGAUCUCUAAAAACUACACCAAAACUAGAAAAAAGUAAAAAAGUCACAAGAACUAAUAGUGAUGUAUCAUUGAGUGAGAGUUUGUAUGAUACUUUGUUUUCAGAAAAAGACUUUACAACUAAAGAUUCAGAGAGAUCUAGAAGUAAAAGUAGGAACAGAUCAUUAGAUGUCUCUGAGGUUGUUACGGCGUGUUUAGACAAUAUGGCCGCCAAAACAGGUAUUACGAAAAUCCAAAGACAAUCGCACAUGGACAGAUGGCUGCAGAAGGCAAAAUCGAAAACCCCAGAAAAAUCUCAAAUGAAAUCUCAAGUAAAAGUAGAUAAUAAAAGUGCCAAAUCAAAAACAAAACAAAAGCCCAAAGAGUCAAAACGAACUUAUAAUUUUAGAUCAUCCAGUCAAGAAUCUCUGGAAGAGAAUAAAUUGCAAUCACAUCAAAAUGAACAUGAUUAUAGUCAAAAGUCCAAGGAAAGAAAUAGUCCGGUAAUAUUAGAUGACGUAGAAAUUGAAUAUGAGAAUGCAGACGGAGUUUUAUCAGACUCUGUUGAGUCUGGGUCUGGUCUAGGUAUUAUAUCUAAAGUGGAAACUCUUUGCGGCAAGGACCAAUUCAAUGAUGAAGAAGAUAUGAUAUUGACAGUUGUUAAUGAUGAAAUAUAUAUAAGUGAAAGUGGUAACAUUGGUGAUGAAAUAUGCAUUCAAAUUAAUCAGAUAAAAGAUAUCCAAACACAUAAUAAUUUAGAAGCUUCCGACAUUAAAAGUACUAUAGGAUUAGAAAAUUGUGAUACAAUUAUAGCAAUUGACACCAAUAAUGAUUUAAUGGAAACUGAUGAUCAAAAUAAUGAAGGUAUAUCAGAAAUUAAUGAAAAUUUAACUCAAAUUAAGAAUAAUAUAGCAACUAAUAGUAAAGCACAUGAAGAAUUGAGCGAAAAUAUAAAUAAUGAAUGUAUGGACGUGAGUGAAUCGCAUAUGAAUAUGACAAGCAAUAGGGACCAAUUAGAAAAUAACGAUUUAAAUGUAGAAAAUAAUGAAAACGUUGCAUUUAAUGAUCAUGAAGCUAUGGACAGUACUAAAAUGUCUGUAGAUGAAUUCAUGGAUGUUGAUAAUGAAAAUGAAGGCUGUGUAAAAGACAAAUGUGAACUUAGUGUUGCUAAAACAUUAGAGCAAAUUGAAAAAGAAUGUAAUUUAGACAGUACAAGUUUAAUAAUUAAUGACAGAAUGUUAGAAACAGUUGAUUAUGCAACUAAUAUAAGCAAUUCUCACGAAAUCACAGCAGAAAAUAACAAAGUUAAUCAAAAAAAAAUCAGUGACUAUCUUGUUGAAACACGAACUACGGAAAUAAAUAUGUCACAAACGAUAGAAGAAAAGGUACCACAAACAAAAAAAGAAGAUAUACCACAACCUAAAGAAGAACAUAUACCACAAACAAUAAAAGAAAAUUUACAACAACCUAUAGAAAAUAUACCGCAAAUAAUAGAAGAAAAUGUACCAGAAACUAUAGAAAACAUACCACAAACAAAAGAAGAAAUUGUUCCACAAAUAAUUGAGGAAAAUUUGCCACAAAAUGUAGAAGAAAAUAUACCACAAACUGUAGAAGAAAAUGUACUACAAACUAAAGAAGAUGAUAUACCACAAACAGUAAACGAAAAUGUUACACAAAUCGUAGAAGAAAAUAUAUUACAGGCUAUAGACAAAAAUGUAUUAAGACCAUUAGAAGGAGAUGUACUUCAAAUAGUAAGAGAAAACGUGUCUAAAUCAAUGGACGACGUUGUACUACAAACAACUGAAGAAAAUAUACCGAAAAUAGUAGAAGAAAGAAACACACAAGUUGAUAACCAUUUUUUUGAGUUGGGCACAAUAGAAAGUCACGCGAAAAAAAAGAAAGAUGCAUCUAUUGUUAAUGUAAGCCCAUCAAAUAAAAAUACGUCAAAAAAAUUACACAAAUUUAAACUAUCACUAAAUAAAUCUUUGGAAAAAGAUAGCGAUGGCAUCGAAAAUGUAGAAACGGCUGUGAUUGGUUGUAAUAGUCCAAAAGAGCAUUCCGUAGAAAAGGAAUCUUUGAAACUUAAUGGUUAUUGUAUUAAUCAAAUGACAAGUAAAAGAAUAAAUGAUGUAGGAUCUGUAAUCAGUUCACAUUAUGCUAAACAAAUUGAAAUCACCUGUGAAAAAGACAGUAUAAUGCAUAAUACUCCUUACCUAGAUGAAGAAAUAAAUAGAGAUAUAGUUGAUGAAGAGGAAAAUAUUUCUUGUGAUAACAAAAAAAUGGUAUUUAAAAACAUUAUAGGAGAGAAAGAAAAAGAAGUAAAAGACUCAGUAAAACCAAUAGAAAAAGUGUCAGAAAACGAAACAGCCUUAGUAAAUGGAUGUCAUGAACCUGUUCAUAUAAUACCAAGUAUCAUCACUAACGAAACAGAUAACAUAUCUUUGGAUGAACCGGUUAUGCUAAACGGUUACCAUGAUGAUAAUGAUGCGGACACUAACUCUAUCGGUGAUAAUGACGAACCACUGUCGGCUUAUCAAUUGCGAUUAAAAGCUAAGCAAUCUGAAGGAAAUGCGAAAAUGUUUGAUCUACAAAAACCUGAAGUAUUAAAUGAAGAUAUAGAUAAUUUGUCAGUAAAAUCGGGAGACAGUGAAAUGUCAGUUGGAAGAAGAAAACGCAAAUUAAUUGAAAAGAAAAAUAUUUUGGAGGAUCCGGAAUUUUUAAAAUAUUUAGAGAUCAGACAAGAUGCUUUGAUGGAUGAAAAUCCAGAGCUCACUGAAGAAGAAAUUACUAAUUACCUAUACAAAACUUGGUUAUAUGAGGAAGGUUUAAAAACGGAUGCCAAAAAAGCCGACGAUAUUGAUCAAUCAAAUUUAGUCAAAGGUCUUAAUGCAGAUCCGGUACCAGUGAAAAAGAUAAGAAAAAAGAUUAAAACAGAAAAAGACAGAGAAAAAGAUAAAGAACCUAAUUUGGAAAAAGAACCAAUACCUAAAGAAAAGUCCAAAAGAAGAAUCAUUAGGCCAUAUUAUAAAGAAGAUUUCUCAGAUAUGGAUGAUGACAUAGAAUAUUAUGAAAUAUUUAAACCUAAACAAAAAGUGCCAAAAAUAAUAGAACCUCAUAAUACAGAUGAAAGAGAAGAAGUGAUUAAAGAAGAAAACUUCCAAAAUGAAAUAGGAACAGAAAUACCAAUAGAAGUUGACGAAGAAUUUGUAUCAGAAGAAUUUGAUCAAGUUGAAGAAUAUUUUAGACAACUGACAGAGCCUAAACCGAAUUUGUUCAAAGGUCUUAUAAGAGAAAAAGUUUGUGAAAUAUGCGAGAAAUAUGGUAAUCUUGUCAAAUGUAAAGGUUGUUAUAACAUGUUCCAUGUCGAUUGUGUGAAGAAACAAGUUGAAAUUGUGGAAGUUUCAAUACCCAUGAGAGGGAGAAAGAAAAAAAAGAAAAACAGAGGAAGAAAGGCAAAAGAAGACUGUUUAGACUCAGGAAGUCAAAGUGAUGAGAAAUCUCAAGAUGCCAAUGUUUCAGAGGAACAUAAUAUGUCCUUAGAUAAUGAAGAAGACUGUCAUAUAACAGCAAACGAAGAUGAAUUUGAAAAUAAACUAUCAGCUAAAAUGAAAGAGUUAUUAGAAAAUCCGGAGAGUAUGGAAUACGAUUCGGAUUCGAAUGACGAACACGAUUUCGCGGACGUCAAUAUCGGUGAAUGUAAAAUCGUGGACGUGAAAGAGCGUAAAAAGGAACAAAACGACUAUUCCGAUUUCAAAUGCAACAACUGUCAAAAAUAUGACAUACCCAUAUGUUUUGUUUGUAAAUCGCCCAUGUCUCCCAAAGACAAAGCUGAGCAUAGACAAAAGUGUCAAGUGGCGCAUUGCCAUAAGUAUUACCACAUGGAAUGCCUCGAUCACUGGCCACAGACGCAGUUUAAUGGGGGAGAACUUUCGAGAACGGACAAAGGGAAUAAGUAUUUCGAAACGUUUUCUUGUCCACGCCAUGUUUGUCACACGUGUGUAUGCGAUGACCCCAGAGGCUGUAAGACUAGAUUUAGUGGGGAUAAGUUAGCGAGAUGUGUCCGAUGUCCAGCAACUUACCAUACAUUCACAAAAUGUCUGCCUGCCGGUAGUCAGAUUUUAAGCGGCUCCCAUAUAAUCUGUCCUAGGCACUAUGAGCAUAGGCCCGGUAAAGUCCCUUGUCAUGUGAACACAGGGUGGUGUUUUAUAUGUGCGUUGGGCGGAUCGCUGAUAUGCUGUGAAUAUUGUCCCACUUCCUUCCACGCUGAGUGCCUUAAUAUUAAACCUCCGGAGGGUGGUUACAUGUGUGAAGACUGUGAGACUGGCCGUCUACCGCUGUAUGGGGAAAUGGUUUGGGUGAAACUUGGACAUUAUAGAUGGUGGCCCGGUAUUGUACUUCAUCCAUCGGAGAUACCACAAAAUAUAUUGGCAGUAAAGCACUCCCCCGGAGAGUUUGUGGUGCGGUUCUUUGGGCAGUAUGACCACUAUUGGGUGAACAGAGGGCGCGUUUUUCCUUUUCAAGAGGGUGACUCUGGUAAAGUUUCCAGCCAGAAGUCUAAAAUCGAUGCGGCUUUCACAAUGGCAAUGGAGCACGCGCAAAGAGCUUGUGAAAUAUUAAAAACAGCACAACCAAACGAAGAGGAGUCACUGGACAUUGCGUCAUCCCUCUUGCCUCCGCACUACGUCAAGUUGAAAGUGAACAAGCCGUGCGGCGCGCUGUGCGGCCGCAGGGUGGACCUAGAGGAGGGGUCGCUCACGCAGUGCGAGUGCGACCCGCACGAUGGGGACCCCUGCGGACCCUACACUCAGUGUUUGAACAGAAUGUUACUAACUGAAUGCGGUCCGACGUGUCGAGCCGGGGAUAGAUGUAAUAACAGAGCGUUUGAAAAACGCCUAUAUCCAAAGCUAACCCCCUACAGGACCCCGCAUAGGGGUUGGGGGUUGAAGACCUUAGUUGAUAUUAAAGCAGGGCAAUUUGUAAUAGAGUAUGUCGGAGAGUUGAUAGACGAAGACGAGUUCCAAAGACGUAUGAAGAGGAAACACGAGGUCCGGGAUGAGAACUUCUACUUUCUUACUCUGGACAAGGAGAGGGUCAUCGAUGCUGGGCCUAAGGGGAAUUUUGCUAGGUUUAUGAAUCACUCGUGUGAGCCGAACUGUGAGACGCAAAAGUGGACUGUGUUAGGGGAUAUUCGAGUUGGUCUCUUCGCUCUAUACGAUAUACCCGCUAAUAGCGAACUUACAUUCAAUUAUAAUUUGGAGUCUGCUGGGAUAGAGAAGAAGCGAUGUAUGUGCGGGGCGAAGCGAUGUUCUGGGUAUAUAGGUGCUAAGCCGAAACAGGAUGACCAACCAAAGAAAAAUAAACUACAAACAAAACGAACAUACAAAAAGAGAAAAAAUUUGGACGACUCACCAUCAACCAGCCAAAAACCUAAGAACCGAAUAGGCAGACCUUACAAGCCGAGAGAACUGACUGACAUAGAAAAAGAUUUAUUAAUAAUUAAAAACGCAACAAAUGCAAUGUCUAGUGAUUCAGAAUGCAGUGGACGUCUCAGUAGUUUAGAUAGUACGAAAGAUAACAAAAAUUUAAAAAGAAAAAAGAUAUUUGAAGAUAUAUCCCCGAAAAGAAUCAAAAUGGAGUCAGAA